This is a messenger RNA of Sarcophilus harrisii (Tasmanian devil), 2925 nucleotides long. RefSeq names its product methyltransferase like 27 (gene METTL27). The record is from RefSeq and is a predicted model, not a curated record. The coding region runs from base 481 to 1215 and encodes 244 amino acids. Lineage: Eukaryota; Metazoa; Chordata; Mammalia; Dasyuromorphia; Dasyuridae. Gene Ontology annotation, molecular function: S-adenosylmethionine-dependent methyltransferase activity. The transcript has 7 exons.
AAAUAAUAAGGGGAUCUGGAAUAAAGGCUCGGAUUACUUUCAAAACAGGGACACUUGAAGGCUUUAGAGGCGAAAGGAAAGAAGGAAAAGGUCGAUCAUAAACCAAAGUUGUGAGCAUAGGGAGGGAGGAGAGAAAGCCCUUCAGCUGAUUGGUGAGCAUUUUUUAACUGAGGACCAAUCGGCUUUCAAAGGGAAGAAGGGGCCCAGAGAGGAGAGGGGGAAAGGACCGCUUGCCCUCCACUCCUCCUGCCCCCACCCGCCCCCAUCUGCUCUGACCAUUGGCCUGGGUCUGCCCCUCUGGACCCCUCCGGCCCCAUCCCCACUGGACCAGCUGGUUGGGCCAGGGAAGAGCCAUAAGGGCCCAUUAGUGCCCACUCACAUCCUGGGGGAUUGUGCCCGGCCUUGUCAGCAGCUGAGAACCCGAACAGUGAGAGCCAAGGGGCCACAGAGGAGGGAGUCCGGUCCGACCCAACAAGGAAGAUGGCGACCCCCAAAAGGAGCCUGUCUCAGGUGCAAGCCCGGAUCGGCGCCUCCCAUGGCAUCACCGACCUGAGCCAAAAAAUCCACUUCUACGACGGGUGGGCUUCUGACUAUGACCAGGAUGUGGCCGUCCUGGAUUACCGAGCCCCCCGCCUGGCUGUGGACUGCCUGGCCUCGGCCUUCCCCUCCAGUCCCCAGGAGGCUCUGCUCCUGGAUGUGGCCUGUGGUACUGGGCUGGUGGCUGUUGAGCUGCAGAAACGGGGAUUCUGCAACCUCCAUGGAAUAGAAGGCAGCAAAAGCAUGCUGGAGCUGGCCAAGAGGAGGGGCUUGUACCAGCAGCUGAGCCUCUGUGUCCUGGGCCCAGAACCUCUGCCGGCCCCUGCAGAUCAUUACGAUGCCGUGAUGGUGGUCGGGGCCCUCAGCGACGGGCAGGUUCCCUGCAAUGCAGUGUCUGAGCUCCUCCGCGUCACAAAGCCAGGGGGUCUGCUGUGUCUGACCACCAGAUCCAACCCUUCAAACCUGCCCUAUAAAGAGGCCCUGGAGGCAGAGCUGACCAGGCUGGAGCAGGCUGGGGAAUGGAAGCGAGUCCAGGUCCACACUGUGGAUCAGUGGGAACUGGCUACAUCGGAGCAAGAGACAGCAGGCUCUUCCAGCAGCAGCCCGGCCUUCAUCUCCGGGGUCAUCUAUCUCUAUUGUAAGCAGGAAGCUCCCCCAGCCAAGGCCAGGGGAAAUUAGGAAGACUAUAGGCCGCUGGUCAGACGUCACUUCCAGAGCCUAGUACGUAGUAGGCACUUCAUAAAUAGUGAUCGAUGCUUCAACUUGAUUUUUCUCAUCUGUAAAAUGGGGACAGAUCAAUCCUGCACUGCUCCCUCAGGAAUAUCUGCAAAUACAGCGAAUUAAAAGAGGGAAACGGUUUGAAAAAUUAAUGGCAAAAAGAAAAAAAGUGAUAGUCUACGAAUUGGAGAACUAAUUAUUUGUCUUUCAAAAGAAAAGCUAAAUCGAAUCCAGGUCCUCAGACUCCAAAUCCCAGGGCUUGGUCCCACUCAUUCCGAGUCUCAGAGAAAGGAAUUGCUCAAGCCUUAGAUAAUUUGAACCCUAAGUCACCCCGCUCCAAAUUCAGCAUUAUUUCCACUUCACCCUCCUGAUCCCAUCUCAUUAAAUGACUCAGUUUUAUAAAUAAGCAAACAUACUUCUGCUGAUCAAAUAAAUCAUCCACCUCAAACCCACUUCUGACUAUUGUCCAAAUGGACACGUAGUCGCUGCCAUUGAAGAAAGAAUUAAAAAGCUUUCCUGACUUCAUAGAAUUCUGCCUUUGGUCCUCAGGGAUUUUCUCCGCCAGUGGAUAAUAAUAGGACAACUGCUCUGAUGUGAGACCUGGGUAAUUAUUUGGAUGUUGGGAGGAGGGAGAGGAAGCUCACUGGGUUAAGGCACUGGGUUUAUAAAGGAGGGAGGGAAGAAGGGAGGGAGGCAGGAGGCCACAAGUGAUGGCAGGGCAAGGGGAGGCUGUGAGAGCUCAAAUCCACAGGACUUGGCAACGUGCUGUUUGCUGAGGUACCAGAAGUGCUGCCAAGAAUGCUCCCCCCUUUCUUCCCCCCCCCAAGCCCUCCCACUCAUCAACCCCUCUGGCCCCAAGCCAGGAGCUCGCUUCCCGGGCCCCUUCUUAAUCUCCUGGCCAAGAUGGAUUUUUCUGCACCGUUCCGUUUCAGAAAUCCCUCUAACAACCCCCUCCAGGUAAAACAUCCCAGAUUAGGGGGAAGGGGAGACGUCUGGUCAAAGGUGAACCGGAGGGGUUGGGGACAUGCUGGAACUCUCCUUCCUGGGUGGGACUCCCCCUCCCCCUCCCCAACCCCUCCCCAGCCAUCUGCCCACUGAUGCACACCUGGUGAUUCAGACCCAUUCAUCCAAAGACAGGGCAGAGCAGGGGACAAGUCUCCAGAGCCUGGGAGACUGACCCAUAAAUCCUCCCGAGAGCCUUUGGGAUUCCCAGCAGCCUCUCGACCACUGACUGGUCCAAGCUUCUCUACCUUUCUCGGGAUUGGUGAAUUCAAAAGCAGAAGGAGUUUAUUCCUCCUAGGUUAGCGUUUCUGUCUCCCUACCCUAAGUAGCCCUUGGAAAAGGUCCAGGGGUUAGGGGUUCCGCCUGGCCAGCUCCCGCCUUCCACAGUCAGACUCCGGGAGUCUCCGGUGCCAGUAAAACAAAACAAAACACAGACGUCUUUUUGUAUUUUUUUAAUGAGGGAUUAUGUCCACACCAUUGGUAGAUUAUUCAAUAAACCCGUAGUUACGUUAGUUCCAGCUGGGCAUGGCUGUCUGUUCCUUAAUCUACAGAAUCCAACGUACCCCAUCCAUCCCGGACAAUUUCUGUCCUCAGAAACCUGAGCCUGAGCUCUGUGACUUUGACCUUGGAACCCUCAUGCUGUAUAUUCUCAUUCUCUCUCUCUCUCUC